Paramacrobiotus metropolitanus is the source of this 470-nucleotide messenger RNA. RefSeq lists its product as uncharacterized. The transcript is spliced from 2 exons. Lineage: Eukaryota; Metazoa; Tardigrada; Eutardigrada; Parachela; Macrobiotidae. The record is from RefSeq and is a predicted model, not a curated record. Bases 48 to 449 code for a protein of 133 amino acids.
UCAACUCUUUCCCCAUCUUCACCGACUUCACUUAUGUACUCUGUACGAUGAAGUCAACCGCUGGUUUCCUCUCGCUGUGGACCACCGCCACGGUGCUACUGCAAUAUAGCACAGCGGAGUCUGGUGAUCCCACCGUCGAAUCGGGCCCCAACACAAUCAACGCUAAAAAUGUCCCAACCGAAAAACCAUCGGAUACCCGUUCCAUAGGAGUCAACAUCCUACAAACAAUUUCGAAAUGCUCCGACCCGUUAAUGACCCAUGGCUGUCGCGAUUGUGAAAUGUCAUGCGCCAACCCCAACCCGUCGGCUUUAUGCGCUUAUCUUUGCGACAGGACCUGCAUCUGCAAACCGGGUCUAUACCGUACGUUCAUUCCGUCGCCGACAUGUGCGCCGCCCAAUGGACCCCUCCUCAACAACUGUAAAGUAGCAUCACGUAAAGUUAAAGGUUAAACUCCAGAUUUCCGCGACUAU